CUCCCCUACUCUGUACCCCAUACUCUGUACCCCGUACUCUGUACUCCCUAUACACGCCUGGCUGUCGCACUGGCUGUCGCACUGGCUGUCGCACUGGCUGUCGCACUGGCUGUCGCACUGGCUGUCGCACUGGCUGUCGCAUGUCUUCUGCCCCGGAAUAGGGAAUAGCGAAAUGUGAAAAAUCCCCAUCCUGUCUUUCUGUGGUCCUAGGGACAUAAAGUCACUUAAAGUCUAUCUGGAUACCAACAGCCACUUUUAGCGCUAUCCGACCGACCACACGCCCCUCAACUCACCCACCACCACAUCCACCACAUCCACCACAUCCCUCCUCCCUCUCCCCCUUCCACUUUUCUCCCCCUUACACCCCCUUUCAUACUUUCAGGGCCUCCAAUCCUCCAACCUUGCCCACUCGUCUUCCUCUUCUCGACAAAAGGGUAUUGCUGUUGCUCUACUUUAUCUAGCUUCACCCAAGGGCUCUUGAUAUUCGAGCCGUCGGCGAGUUCUGAGCUGGUACCUCACCGAAGACUACGUGCGGUUCUCCCUCCCCUGACCACCACCAACUUUCUUUCAACUCCCGCCAACCACGUCCACCUUGCGCCGUCCUUGCCAACGCUACGAGCAGAGCUACGAAUAGCGAAUUCAAUACGGUUGAACGGCGGCGCUCUGAAUAGUUCACGAGAUUCAUGUCUGACGCCAAUUACACGUUAAUGUACACUUGAGAAUAAUCGCCGACGUCCUGCGUUUCAAGAUCCGACUCUUCGAGCCACGAAUCCGCGGACAUACCUGAACAUAUAUUAUAGAAGCCGAGGAGGAUAUAUAUUUUGUGCCGAGCCUGGAUUACCUACUGUCGCUUUGUCGCAACCAGUCUGUGGACCUACAAUAAAGCGACUAACCAUACAAUGAAUCGAAGCCCUGGACCUUUGUCCCCAGUCUCAAUAGGAGGCGGAAGCGAGUGGUCGGGCAUCUCCAAAUACCAGGGACUUGAGGAGAACCCUCCAUACUCCCCGAUCAAUCGCGGAAACCUAAUAACACCACGGGUCUCGAGCGGCUCCAACGGGAUGAUGAACGGAGGAGGAUUUCCUCCCAGGGGGCCUGAGAGCCAGAACGGAAAUGUACCCUCACCGCCAGCAUCGAUAGCGCGCUCCAGCAUCCCGACAAGUCUGUACAAUGGUUCCAUGAACGGAGGGCCUGCCGGUGGGCGAGACCGCAGGGAUGAACAGUUUGAAGGCAUACUGAGCGAGCACUACGUCUCUCUCAAGAGGUUUCUGGCUGCGUCUCUGCGCGAUGAGAAGGGCAACCCAAGGCCGAACAAGGCGCGAGACAAGCUGCUGCGACUGUCACCUGUGCAAUUCCAGGAACUGAGCAUGGAUGUGUUCGACGAGUUAUUGCGGAGGCAUGCUGCGGGCCGCAAGCAAUCUGUCGCCGGGCUGAACGAACAAAACUCUCCACCGCAAUUUCUGCUCCCCAAAGAUACCUUCCACCCAAAGCGCAACCAGGCGCGACAAAAACUGUCCACGCUACCGCCACCGCGGUUUAGGGAUCUGGCAACCGACGUAUUCUACGAGCUGGAGCGGAGGUUUCCAAGGUUUGCUGGAGGGGAUAUCAGCCGGAGCGGGAAUGGAACCCCGGUCGACCCGAGAAUGCGGAUGCGGAGGCCGUCGGAGGCCAGCUCAGUGGGAUACGCGAGGAGCGAGUCUCGAGGUGGAACUCGCGGUGUGGGAGGUGGGCAGCCUGGAUCCCCUGGCAUGUUACCGAACGACUAUGGCCGGCCAUUGCCCAAGACGUACCAGAGCAACACGCUGGUGCCUAAUAAGAGUACAAUGGUGGAGGAUGAUGACGAUCAGGAUAAUGACUCGGAUGCAUUUGGAUUAGAGAGCGCAGUAAUAGCGGGCGUUGGCGCAAAGGCAGAGGAGGAUAAAAAGCAAUUAAAAGAAUACGAGGAGCAAGUGGUCGCACUACGAGAAAAGGUCGGCGGGCUGGAAGAGAAGUUACGGCAGAAGGACGAGGAGCUUAAUGAUGUUUUGGACGGCGAACGUAGCAGGUCGACAGCUGCGAAUGCAGAGAAGCAAGAGUUUUCGGAGCUGCGGCUGAAGCUGGAAGAAAAGCUGGCAGACGCCGAGAACCUGUACGUGUCGCUGCAGUCGGAGCUUGACAGGCUACGCGCCGAGCACUCGGAGACGGAGAGGGACCUGAGCGAUCAUUUAGAACAGCUGCGCGUCUCAGGAGGUGGAGGUGGGAAUGAGGCACUGGAGCGCGAGAACGAGGAGUUGAGGGCCGAGUUGGAAGAGCAGCAACAGACGACGGAUGAUGUUCGGCGAGAGGCUGGGAAUUUCUUGAGGGAGAUGAAGUUGCUCACCGAGCGCAACGGGACGUCUUGGGAGAAGGAGGAGCAGCUUGUGGUCCAAGUCAACAGGCUGGAAGCCGAGGUCGAGGAUUGGAGGAACCGAUACGCAAGGACGAAGACUCAAUUAAGAAACGCCCGGGCUUCGUCGAUUGGCCUCACUAUCCAACCUAAGCAGACUACGAGCAGCCAUAACUCCCCCGAUGGACUGGUCAAGGAUGUCCACGUCACAAAGUUCCAGAUCUCCAUCGAUGAGCUGCUACGAACCGCUCGCUCCGAGACCCCCGAGAACGUUGUUGAGUACAUGAAGAACGUGGUUAUCUGUGUUCGCAACAUUACGCAAGACAUCGACAACUCCACAAACAACCCCGAGCUUGCCCAAGGCCAAGCGAAGCUCAAGGCCCGCGUCUCCGCAACUGCCAACAACCUGAUCACCGCCUCCAAGAACUUCACAGCCGCCAAGGGACUCUCGCCCGUCUCCCUCCUCGACGCAGCAGCAUCCCACCUCACCACCUCCGUAGUCGAGCUCAUCAGCACCGUCAAGAUCCGGCCCACUCCCGCCAGUGAACUCGAAGACGACGACAACGAGACCCUCCAGCCAAUCGAGACCCCAAGCUACUACCCCACCAACGGCGAGCGCAAGGACAACAACAUCUCCGCCCCCUUCAUGGGCAUGCGCCAGAGCAACGUCUCCUCGAUGUACAGCCCCGUCAACUCGCCUCGCAACUCUAGAGUUCCCCGCUCCCGCAGCGGCUCCAAGGCCGAGCCAUGGCGCCGCUCGCUCUCGCGAAGUGGCCAGAAUGGCGUGAAUGGGAAGCUGCCACCCGCGCCGCUGGGGUCAAUGGGUGCCUUUGGGAUCCGUGGGCAGGAGCAAAAUAACGAGAUUGAGGAUCUGAAGGUAAGCCCUACAAUAGCCUGCCUGGCAAGCCCGACAAUAGUUUAUUGUGAUAUACUAACACAACCCAGAUCUUCCUCGAAGACCAAACCGCCUUCCUCGUCCAAAUGAUCCAAUCCCUCGUCUCGAGCAUCCGCUCCGACAACGGCGUCGGCGCUAUAAUCGCCGAGCUCGCCUCCAUCGCCGCCGUCGUCGAGAAAGUCAUGUCCGCCACCGAAACCAGCAUGGACGACCGCUCCGACGCCGCCGCCCAGCU
This is a messenger RNA of Pseudogymnoascus destructans, 3492 nucleotides long. It is a transcript of the gene SPA2, whose product is annotated as component of the polarisome. Lineage: Eukaryota; Fungi; Ascomycota; Leotiomycetes; Thelebolales; Thelebolaceae. Bases 900 to 3347 code for a protein of 815 amino acids. Gene Ontology annotation, molecular function: MAP kinase scaffold activity. The transcript is spliced from 2 exons. Gene Ontology annotation, cellular component: actomyosin contractile ring; cell cortex of growing cell tip. The record is from RefSeq and is a predicted model, not a curated record.